Molecule: messenger RNA, 1302 nt
Organism: Arabidopsis thaliana (thale cress)
Lineage: Eukaryota; Viridiplantae; Streptophyta; Magnoliopsida; Brassicales; Brassicaceae
Exons: 2
Coding region: 84-329 (81 amino acids)
Source: RefSeq, marked reviewed
AAUUCUUCAUUCUUUAAAUCCUUCACUUAAACUUUUCUAUAUGUACAACCUAAAACCGGCCAAUGUCAAAUAGAAAUUGAGCAAUGGCAAUAGUGAAGAAAACAAAAUUAGCUUCCCUUCUUCCAAGUUUGCUUCUUAUAUUUCUAUCUCUAUCCUUUAAUGUGCCAGUCUCGGGGACUAGACUCCAUUACGUAGUUCGCAUUCCCGUUCAUUCUUCGCGAUCCACUCCGCCGUCUUCAUCGUGUGGAAGUGGUAUUUAUCACGUUGCCGGGGCAACAGAGAGGUUGUGUAGACACCCUAAAAAACCGUCUGCUGCUUCAAAUCCUUGACUUCUCGUAAAAGUUAGUAAAUUUGAAGAAGACAUUCAGUAUCAAAUUUCCAAAUCAUCAAAUGUUUGUUAGUCAAUAAAAUUAAAGAAUAAUCUUCUUUCUCAUUUUCUGUUCUAGCAACUUUAUUUGCUUGUUGACUUGUUGUAUUUGUGUUUGAGAAUAAUUUCUCGGAUUUGAUUUGUGGGUUUUGUACCGUGAAAGUUGUUUAAUCCUUUAUUUAUGAUUAUUAACCAAACCGGAAAUUAAAAUCUUAACCGGGUAUCUCAGUAAACAUUUACAUUUGAUAUCUACACUUACUUACCACCUUCUUAUUGUUUGUUUCUUACCAUGUCUCCGGUCUGUUACCUUCCCUACAAAAGAUCAUCAGCUUCAAAUUCCGUUACUCCGAGCAUCGCAAGCGUAAGAUGACUCUUCAUCUCAGAUUUUGUCCGUUGCAACUGCGGAUAACAGUCCAUUAUACCCGGAAGAUUUGAUUUCUUCCGGCUUGAUAACGUCCUUAGUUCUAUCCCUUCACCGCCUUUUAGGAUUGAAAGUAUCUCCUUCAUCCCCGGUCUUCGUGAUUCCUCAUUGAUCACACACGCUGCCGCAGCUCGGAUCAUACGCUCCAUCGAAGCCGAGUUUUUUCUAGUACAUUUCAGCCUUGGAUCUAGCAACUCCUCUGUAGCUUCUAUCCCUCUAUGCAACAACGGUUUUGCCUGCACAAAAAUAUAUAAAACCAAGCCAUUGAUGCAAGCAGAAGUGUAGCCAAAAUGGUUAUUUUUUAUUAAAAAGGUCUUAAACUGCAUUUGACAAUGUUAUAAAUCGUUAACAGUUUAAAGAUCAUUAAAACUUAGUUGAACCGUAAUUUUUAGCUUGACCAAAACCCGAAUUUAGUAUGUCAAGUCACAAAUUCGAAUUGAUGUAUUGAGAAGCGUCCAUUUAUAGGAAAAGGGGCUUGUGGAGUAUAAGUGCUACAACUACCAAAAGUCAAAUA